Molecule: messenger RNA, 1158 nt
Organism: Cheilinus undulatus (humphead wrasse)
Lineage: Eukaryota; Metazoa; Chordata; Actinopteri; Labriformes; Labridae
Gene: fundc1
Product: FUN14 domain containing 1
Exons: 5
Coding region: 67-570 (167 amino acids)
Biological process (GO): autophagy of mitochondrion
Cellular component (GO): mitochondrial outer membrane
Source: RefSeq, a predicted model, not a curated record
GGCCUGGUUUAUGGGUUAAUAAAGUCGGUCUCUUUCUCUUUUACUUUAAACGUCAAAAUUAUGUAAAUGAGGCUGCGCGUCCAGGCAGCUGAGGACAGACACUCCAAAAUGGCGAACCGCGAGAAGGCUAAAGAGCUGGAGGAGGAGAUUUACGACAAGGUGGUGGACAUCACAGAAUACGCCAAACGACAGAGAUGGUGGAACCGUCUGUUCGGGAAAAACUCCGGACCUGUUGCAGAGAAAUACUCCGUGGCCACACAGAUAGCCAUCGGGGGGGUCAGUGGAUGGUGUGCAGGAUACCUGUUUCAAAAAGUGGGAAAAGUUGCAGCUACAUCAGUCGGAGGAGGUCUGCUGCUCUUACAGAUAGCGAACAAUAGUGGCUACAUCCAGGUGGACUGGAAGAGAGUAGAGAAGGAUGUCAACAAAGCGAAGAAGCAACUUAAGAAGGGCACUAAUCAGGCUGGUCCAGAGUUAAACACAUUCAUGGAGAAGACCACAGAGUUUGUGAAGAAAAAUAUCGUUGUCACGAGUGGUUUCAUUGGUGGAUUCCUGCUCGGCCUGGCCUCUUAGGAACCGCCAAAGAAGAAGCCUUUCUAAAUCUGCGACGUAAUGAAAUCUUUGGGAAACAGGGAAAAUCACUGCUGGAGGUGUUUUUAAGAAGAAACAGCCAAUCUCUGACCUUAGCUUAGGCUGUGUUCCUCUGUAAAGGCUGCACAUCUAAACUGGAUCUCUGUGGGACUUUAAUGAACCACUAAAGAAAAUCUCCACUUUUAAGGCCAAAUAACUGCAUACCAUGCAAAAUGAAAAAAAAAAGCCAUUGGGAUGUUGUAAACUUUUAUUUAUUUAUUUUUUACCAAUUUGAUUUUGAAACACAUUGAAAGAUUCUGCACUAUUACUGCUCGCAUGUUGUGCACAUUUAUGUCAAAUGAAGUGUGAGUAGGUAAAAUGAUUCUUCACUUUAGCAGGUGAAGCCCAUCAGUCCCAUUAUUAUUGUCUAGGAUUGCUUUUACCUCAUCUGUAGAGUUAUGGCUACAUCAUUGAUGGAUAAUGCAAACUUCCCCUGCAUUCUUUUAUUGAAUAUUGAUUAUCGGAUGCUUUAAGUACUGAAGGCUGUGUCUACUGUGUACAUUUGAAGAACUAUUAAAACAAUAAAACCAA